CGCUCCGCCAUCGCUGUGUUCUGUGGUCUGAUCCAGUUCCAGGGAGAGGUCCGUAAGAAGGUUCUGUUCCAGCUGCUGCUGCUCCUCUGUCACCCCUUCCCUGUGAUCAGGAAGACCACAGCCAGCCAGGUGUACGAGAUGCUGCUGACCUACGACGACGUCAUCGACCCUGACGUGAUGGACGAUGUCAUGACGUCGCUGAGUGACACCAACUGGGAGGAGGACGUCGCCACGGUGAGGACCCACAGAAACCAGCUCUGUGAUUGGCUAGGAGUACAGAAGCCCCAGCUCGUUGCCAAGGUAACCAUUUUGAGAACUGCUAAUCAAAAAAUCGUCGGUGUGUUUUUUUUGCGCGUGUGGAUGGAUGAAUCAAUGAUUGAAUACUUUAUUAGCCUAAAGAAAACAGAUGUCUGGUCCUUUAUGCCGUAAGUCAGGUGCUGCUGCAGGUUGCAGAAUAACAUUCAUAUCAGGGUUGUGAUAUAAAGAGGCUUGUCUGUCUGUUAGUGAGGUUGACUGUUCCUCAUUAGACCCAGAUGCUUGCCUUUCCUCUGCCUGCCAAACCUUCAUUCACUUUACUAUGGAAUUAGUCGAGAACGAGGUCUGCUCCGAUAAGAGAAAACCUUUCAAAGAUAUGACCUUCGACUAUUUAUCAGAGUAAGGACUUGAUUUAGUUUGUCUAUGAAAAUAAACGACAAUAUUAUCCACUUUUAGCUCCUUGACACACGUGAUUAA
Molecule: messenger RNA, 732 nt
Organism: Oncorhynchus gorbuscha (pink salmon)
Lineage: Eukaryota; Metazoa; Chordata; Actinopteri; Salmoniformes; Salmonidae
Product: tubulin-specific chaperone D-like
Exons: 4
Coding region: 139-429 (96 amino acids)
Source: RefSeq, a predicted model, not a curated record